AUGCCGUCUCAGUCGUUCUGCGAUCACAUUCGAUGGUGGUUCUGUACAGCCAAUCCCGAGUGUUCACCUCGGGCGGCCAUCACGGCAAUCACCAUCCUACUUUACAUCUCGAUCGUGUUGCUUUACGCUCUGUGCUACGUGCCGAUGGUGUUCGAGAAACCGUGCCGCAUCCUUGACAAAGCGUUAUGGUCGUUGUGCAGAACUAUAGGAUACCUACUAUGGAAGAUCUGCUGCACAAGCCGGGCCACAGAAGACAACGAUACGAUGAAGAAGCACUGUCGACAAAACCGCUACUAG
Haemonchus placei is the source of this 297-nucleotide messenger RNA. The record is from the annotation of a GenBank genome assembly. Lineage: Eukaryota; Metazoa; Nematoda; Chromadorea; Rhabditida; Trichostrongylidae.